Messenger RNA from Staurois parvus, 357 nucleotides. Lineage: Eukaryota; Metazoa; Chordata; Amphibia; Anura; Ranidae. The record is from the annotation of a GenBank genome assembly.
ACCCACCUGUGCCCAGCAGUGCACCCACCUGUGCCACUCUGCAGUGCCACCUACCUGUGCCCAGCAGUGCCACCCACCUGUGCCCACCCACCUGUGCCCACCAGUGCCACCCACCUGUGCCCACCCACCUGUGCUGCCCACCAGUGCCACCCACCAGUGCAGCCCAGCAGUGCUGCCAGUCAGUGCCACCAGUCGGUGCCCAGGGGUUGUGCCAGUCAGUGCCGCCAGUCAGUGCCCAGCAGUGAUGCCACUCAGUGCCGUCUAUCAGUACCCAUCAUCAGUGUCACCUAUCAGUGCCGCCUAUCAGUGCUGCAUAUCCGUGCCACCUCAUUAGUACUGCCUAUCAGUGCCCUUUAG